AUGGUCAAGCACACCGAGCUCAAGCCCCCUGCAGAGCUGGUGGAUGCCAUCAAGUCAUCUGAGGACGCGAGCACCGCCCCCGCCAGCGCCGUCAUACCCUCAGGCCCGGGGGGUUUCUCUGGCAGCACCCCUCGCGUCAUCCGCAACGCGCUGGAGCAUGAGGAGCCGCAGCGGCCCUCGUUGAUGGCGGACGCGCAUGGCAGCGCCGGGGGCGAGCGCGCUGUCGCGGGCCGCGAGGAGCGCAGGGAGGAGCGCAAGGAGCUGGACAUGGAGCACACCGCCGGCCACGGCUUCAAGGGGCAGCGGUACGACCGCGAUCACGUAGUGGCUGCCGACCAGGCCUCCAUCAUGUCUCAUGCUAGGAAGCAGUGA
Molecule: messenger RNA, 372 nt
Organism: Monoraphidium neglectum
Lineage: Eukaryota; Viridiplantae; Chlorophyta; Chlorophyceae; Sphaeropleales; Selenastraceae
Exons: 7
Coding region: 1-372 (123 amino acids)
Source: RefSeq, a predicted model, not a curated record